GUUGCAACCAGCAAUACGAGUAUUACGGUGUAAUGCAUACUGGCAGUGUGUUUACUUUUUGCAAACUGAAUAUUGUAUGGAUAGAUGUAUCUGGUUAAGAGAUCCAGGAGAUUGCUUCGUGUCACGUGGUUAAUACAGCAGUUAACAGUUAUACCUUGAAUCAACGCGCAUGUUACACAUUUGUAUACAGGAAUCAAUUAAAACUUUUGUUCAAAAAUCCUUUGGGAAGUUUCUUUGUUCAAAACUCUUCUACCAUUGAAGUUAUCUUCUACUUAUGGUCUCCUCUAUAUCAGCAGAAGAGUUCCAGCGUUUUCAAUCACAAUUACUUGACUUACGUGAGGCGCAGAUUACAGCUAACGACGCUAGACUGCGUGCAGAAAAACGGGUUAGGCAACUUGAAGAAGAACUUAUCCGUACUCAAACAGCUUUAAAUGAAGCUGAGUCUGCUAUAAGUCGUUCACGUGUAGAAGAGUUGAAACAAGAGAAUACACUUUUACGUGAUAAACUAUUGAGUACAGAAUCUUCAUUUCAACUUCAAUCGUCAACACUACGAGCUGAAUGUCAUCGUUUAACUACUGAACUGGAUAGACUAUCACAACAGUUAUCACAAAAUAAUAGUGAUAAACCCAAAAAUUCACAAAUAUGUCAAACAUUUAACACAGAAAUUCAACACAAAUCUAUUCAAGUGGAUAGUAAUGACUUUCAGGAUUAUCGAAUCCCCGCCUUUUUAGCUGGAGAUAUUGAAAAACUUGAGGAUUCAUUGGAACGUGCGGAUUCAACUCACUGUCGUUUAAAAGAAACAAUUGAACAAUUGAAUGCCAAAGUGAAUACACUUGAAAAUAAAUUAUCACUCGAAAUAAACAAUUACCAAAGUGAAAUUUGUAAAUUGGUCAAGGAAAAAGACUCUCUUUCUGUACAGUUAAAUAAAUGUCAAGAAAAAGUUAUUCAAUCUGAAGGUUUGGAGAAGGAGCUGAGAAAUCAAAUUGAUGCUGUAAAACGUCGGAGUGAAAAGUUGAAUCAUGAAUUAAGACGUCAGUUGAAUCGAUUUUUACGCAGUUGUAACAAUAAUAAUGGUGAUUCGGAGUCAGUAAAUUUAAGGAAAACUUCGCUACAUUCAUCCUCUUCCUCACUAUCUAGUAAUCUUAAUAUUACACCGACGGGAUCUUCAACACCCAGUGGGGUAUCGAAUGAAACUAACACUUUAAGUGUAAAUGGACAAAUUUCAAAAGAUAGUACUCCAAAAUAUUCCAGUGCUUCUAUGUUGAAAAACUCAUUCAGUGAAAUGCCUCCAGGAUUUUUCUCGGCGACUGACUUUAAAGCACUUAUUGAUCGAAUGUCAGAAGUUCAAGAGGAAAAUUGUACUCUUCGAAGAAUAAAGAAACGUUUGGAAGCUGAUAUAACUGCUAAAAGUUUAGUUAUACAAAAGGAACUUGAUAAUUACCUCAAAUCACCGAUGGUAUUACAAAAAGAUUCUUUGCCUCAUUGUACUUCUAGCACUACCUCAACAACAUCAUCAUUGUCAAAUCAGUACAGUUCAUUAUCGAAUGCUGUUCAUUCAUCUAAUGUCAGUAUCAACUCUCCCUCCUCGUCAUCUUUAGUUGCAAAUAAUCCUUUUUCAAGUUCAACAUGGUUCCCAUUCAUGAAAGGGUUAUCUUUAAACUCUGAUUCAUCAUCACCAACAGUAAACACCACAACGACAACACUAUCCAGUGUCAAUUUACAAACAGUGAAUCGAUUGAAAUUAAUGUGUGAAGAAUUGUUGACUGAGAAUAUUCAACUGAAAGAACAAUUAAAAACACCAACUGAAACUAAAUAAAUAUCAUAAGUCUAUUAUACUCAGUGAUCUUUCUUCCUUAUCCAUAUACAUACUACUUAUAUACUUAUAUUUGCUUUUGUGGUACUUUGGUUUUAAUUUGUGCGUAACUUUGACUUUUAUCCUGUUUUUCUUUCCAGUAAUUAUCUUAUUCUUGUCUCGUAUAGAUCUCAUUGAUUUACUGAAUGUUUUUAUCACGAUUAUCGCUACUGGUACUAUUAUGAGUAGUAGUAGCAGUAGUGUCAAUGGAAGUAGAGGUUGUCAGCGCAAAUGCAUUCCUAUUGAUUUGAAAUUUUAUUUCAACAUGUGUUACAUUUAUUCUCUUGUCAAGAUUUUACCAACUUUUAUUAUUGCACAGAUAUUUAUUAAUACUAUUAUUAUUAUUAUUGUCAUUAUCAUCAUUUUUGUUUAUGUAAAUAGUUUUUUAUUGGUGUGUUGUGAUAUUACCAAAGUUUAUUUUACUAAUUCACUAAUGCCUUUGAAUUGUCGUCAAGUCGUGUUUUAUAGACAUUGGAAUGAGUAAUAUGGAUUGAUAUUGAUUGGCUUUAAGACAUUUGCUGGAAAUAUAAAAUACCCUCGAUUGGGUCAA
This is a messenger RNA of Heterobilharzia americana, 2402 nucleotides long. The record is from the annotation of a GenBank genome assembly. Lineage: Eukaryota; Metazoa; Platyhelminthes; Trematoda; Strigeidida; Schistosomatidae.